UAGGGUGCGAUUUGGGACGGGGCCAUGUACACGACGCGUUUCUACGGAGUGCUGAUGUUUAUAAACGCACACAUAGGACCGUAUAGGAUAUAAAUCGCAACACAGAGCAGCACCUUGUGUGUAAACUACGCAACAGCAGGGUGUAAAUAAAAUAAAUAACAUGUAUGACGUAAUGGCCCUUAUGUCCCAUGUAGUGCACUAUACCUGUCCAGCAGGGGGCGUUUGGGACACGGCCUUGUUGUUUUGGUCACCAUGGAGGAAACUGUGGUGAAGUUCAGACACUGCGAGAAAGAUAUUUAUAGAUUUUCGACUACAGAUGUAAAUCAACAAAAUGUGUGUCCUGUUUGUCGAAACCCUGUCGUUCUUGGACUGUUAGACGCGCCAGUGACGCUUCAACGCCCUUUCACACACGGCCAUGAGACUCAAUGCUCGUUUCUUGUAGGAGCAAAAGAAGGUCCGUGGUGUUUAGGAGAAUGGCGCGAGACGGAGCUGCACGUUGGACUCUCAGACUCGACAGGUUUGGUCUAUAACUACACGCUGUCAGGAGUCCAGACGGAUGGACAAGGAUGGGAGCAGUGUGUGUCCAUCCAACUGGUACCAUCGUAUAGAAAAGACCUAACACAAUUAUGGGAUAAAGAACUGAACCUCUUUUCAUCACUCCCUGCAUGGACCCCAGAACGAUUCCAUGAGGAGAGGGCGUUUGGCUCGUGUUGCUAUGGUUUCGCCUUGACAUUCAUUAACCACAUGAGAUCGCUGGACAGCAAAGCCCCUCUUAGUAGAAACGAGUUCACCGGUGGUCACGUUUUACCCCGAAUGAAACGUGCCUCCAUGUAUAUCAAAGUGUAUGAAGAAAUAUCACAACAUGGAUUUUACAUUGUUGAAAAAUAAGUUUUUGUGCUUUAGAAAUCUGUUUGGUUGUUUCAGAUGUUUUGCAUUGUAUUUUAUUAAUGUAAUUUGUAAUGUUUAAUUAAUUCUUUAAUUUUAAUAUAUCAUGUAUAAUACCAUGUGUAAUAAAACUAAUUAAAUCUAACUAAUAUGAUAUUAACGUCCCUCUGGACUUUAUGUAACCACGUUUUCCUGAGUAAUCGACGGUUCCUGGCGUGUGGAAGACGUGCUUUGUUAUUGUGCCUCAGGAAAUGACUUCUAUUGUAUGUUGUUUGUAAGGUGAAACUGACUUGUAAAAGGAUGCCAGCUCCUUCAUGUUCACGACAUUAUUGACUAACAGUUACAAUGAAUGUAGAACUGUGAAUGCGACGAUACUUCUCAGAACACACACGAUUAACUUUGAACAAUUGUAGUCUUAGCCAACGACGUUAAUAAGCUUAAUACAAAUGAUACAUAACAGUAGAUUGUUUUUAAACCUGCUUUUACUACUUUAAUUAAAUGUUGUUUUUUUCUAAUUAAAUGACAAGGACCGUAUAUAAAUACAGACUACUUUUUUUUUUUAUCAGUACACUGGAGCUAAUAUCAGAACAGAUAUCGAUUUAUUAGACUUUUGCAAUCAUUAUAAACAAAUGAAUGUUUCUAUCGCUGCUAAAAUUAGUCAGGACACUGCUGGCUAUCCUGCUUAUGAACAUGCAAUAAACAAUAAGUAAAUGUUUUUA
This is a messenger RNA of Tachysurus fulvidraco (yellow catfish), 1604 nucleotides long. RefSeq names its product MKRN2 opposite strand, tandem duplicate 1 (gene mkrn2os.1). The transcript is spliced from 4 exons. Lineage: Eukaryota; Metazoa; Chordata; Actinopteri; Siluriformes; Bagridae. The record is from RefSeq and is a predicted model, not a curated record. The coding region runs from base 253 to 888 and encodes 211 amino acids.